Molecule: messenger RNA, 1539 nt
Organism: Venustampulla echinocandica
Lineage: Eukaryota; Fungi; Ascomycota; Leotiomycetes; Helotiales; Pleuroascaceae
Exons: 2
Coding region: 1-1539 (512 amino acids)
Source: RefSeq, a predicted model, not a curated record
AUGGCCUCAAAACCCAAAUCAGUGCUUUUUCUAAGUACUUCAGAGCACGGCCAAGCAAAUGUAUCUCUAGCAAGCGCUCAGGCGCUGCUACAAUUCGACUUCGAAGUCAAGGUGCACUAUGCCUCCUUCAAGUCGCUACAACCGGCUGUAGAAGCUGUAUGCGCUUUCGCCAAGGAGAUGUCACCUCAUUCUGGCCACCAUAUAGAGUUCCACGAGAUAGUAGGAAAGCCAUUAUUUGACGCUCUGCAUAUCAGGCUCGCCAAGGAGGGAUACUCAUCUCCGUUCGAUGUGCCGCCAGCUCGAUCCGAGUCUGCCCGUAUCGUGCACAGCCUCGUGGCUGGAAUGUUACCAUGGAACGGACCCGAAUACGUCCAGAUAUUCGAGUCACUUCGGGAGGUCAUUGAACGAGUCAAGCCUGAUAUCACGGUUAUUGAUAGCAACUUCGGCCCCGCAUUGGCAGCGUGUUGCCAUGUCAGAGCGAACUACAUCGUGCUGACGCCGCAGACACUGGUCGAAACGCUUGCUGGGCAACAAACUCGUGCAGAGGCAUUAUGGAAGUUCCCAUUCAGCGGGUCAGGCCAUAAUUAUCCUGUCCCAUGGCACCUGAUACCAAAGAACAUUCUCUAUUUUAUAUGGCUUAUCGUUGCAGUGAUAUUUGACAGUCACGCUCGCUCUGUAAGGAGAUACGUUAAGGCUACCUUAGACGUGGAAGCAUAUAGCCUUAUGGAUAUCUUCCGCCCGCGAUGGAAAGACAUGCGCAUGCUUGUGAACUCUCGCCCUGAGACUGAUUUACCACUUGAUGUAAGUCCGCAUCUACACUUGCAUCGUCUCACUUUCUGCGGACCGAUCGUUAUGGACGUUCUAUCUGUGCGGCACCAAGAUCCCGAGCUCGAUAUGUGGCUGUCGCGUGGUCCGACUGUCCUUAUUUGCAUGGGUACACACUUUGAAUUCACUGAGGAGCUCGCAUUUGAGAUGGCCUUAGCAAUGCGUGUGAUCUUAGAUCAAGGAGAAAACAAAGGGUCUGAUCCGAAAUAUCAAGUAUUGUGGAAGAUGAAAAUACCCAAAGGUGACAAAGCCUUUGGUAUUGACGAAGGCUCGAGGAUCUAUUCUGUGCUCAAAGCCGAGAUCUCUCAGGACAGAGUGAGAAUCUCAGAAUGGCUAAAUGCCUCGCCACAAGCAAUACUAAAAACAGGUCAUGCCAUUUGUUCUGUUCAUCACGGAGGAGCCUCGUCUUAUAACGAGGCGCUUUGUGCAGGGGUCCCUCAAGUCGUCCUCCCGCAAUGGCUAGACACGUACGAUUUUUCUUAUAAGGCAGAGUAUCACCGAAUCGGCGUGUGGGGGAGUAAGCAUUCUGCACCGAAAUGGACAGCAAUGGAGUUGGGGGCGGCGCUCUCGAACGCAAUUGUGGGCGAUCCUGGAGUUGCUAUGAAACGAGCUGCACAGGAGUUGGCUGAUAUAUGCAAUACAGGAGACAGUGGGCGAGUGGUAGCUGCUAAAAGUAUCCUAGCUGCUAUUAAGGCACCGCUCGAGCUUAAAUAA